AUGCGACAUAAAGAAUGCUUCUGGUUACUUUGCAUCACAGUGCCAAGAACAGAAGAUCUCUCUGAUCGUCGUCUACGCCGAAUGGGUGUAUAUCAUGCAGAUUUGUUUGCCCGACAUGAAUGGUGGCCGUUCGAUGCAAUUGAGAUAACAUUCCCGGAUUGUUUCGGAAAUAUCUUAUCCUACGUUAAAACAUUAGGUGAAUCUUAA
Molecule: messenger RNA, 207 nt
Organism: Paraglomus brasilianum
Lineage: Eukaryota; Fungi; Glomeromycota; Glomeromycetes; Paraglomerales; Paraglomeraceae
Source: the annotation of a GenBank genome assembly